This is a messenger RNA of Dendrobium catenatum, 5981 nucleotides long. RefSeq lists its product as uncharacterized. The transcript has 5 exons. NCBI's taxonomy places the organism in Eukaryota, Viridiplantae, Streptophyta, Magnoliopsida, Asparagales, Orchidaceae. The record is from RefSeq and is a predicted model, not a curated record. The coding region runs from base 1312 to 5595 and encodes 1427 amino acids.
CCGCAGCCUGAUGCUCUAAAUACGUGGUCGAGGUGCGGGGAGGUCUUUCACACAUAGAAGGGAAGAAGAUAGCGGUCCUCGAAGAGGAAAGAAAGAGGAUCGGCGGAAGAGAAAGGAUUAGCGUGCUAGAAAAGGAAAUGCGUGGAAGGAAAUACUGCAAGGAACGAAUCUCGCUACCUCAGUAAUCUCCUAAAGAUCACCGGAAACGACCGUAGAAGAAGAAGAUUAGGGUGGUAAAGAAAGAGUCAGCAGCGAAAAGGGGAAGAGGAGUAACAGGAAGCGGAUCAUCGCAUUAGAGGAGCAAACAAGAAAUGGAAAGAGAAUCCCGCGGACGGGUCUCUUUUCUGUUAGUCUGCUAACCCUCGGUUGGAUCCAGGUAUUGAAACCCUAGCUUUGAUUUCUGUUUGUUUUUUGGCUGGUUUGUCAUCAGAAGAGAUGGAUGCGCUUGGCUUGCUUAUUUUUCGGCUGAUGGAAAAGUUUAGUGUUCUGCCAUUCCGAUCACAGGGGAUCCACUGGUUUUACUGCGGAGAUUGGUCUCCUUUCGCGAUCUGGGGUUGGUUUUGUAAAUGAAAAAAAUGAAGAUGGAAACACAGGUGUUAGGGUUUGUUUUUCUUUCUCGGAGAGGGAGGCCUUGGUCCAUGGUCUUUAGAUCUAUUCCUUGUGUUAGCGGCUGUAAGUUUGGCUAAGAAAGUUCAAGGUUCCGGCGACAGAGACUCAUCUGUUUUAUCUUGGGCGAAGCUGUAUUUGGAUUUGAUAUUGCUUAUGCCAGGGAUUUAGGGUUAGGUGCAGGAUCUGGUCAGGAAUGAUGAACGAAGAACCUGUAUUGGUGUACUUCUUUUGAUUUCUCUGCCGCAGAUUGGCGCCAUCCGCCUCCCUUUAUGCAGUUGAGCAUGAUGCACUCCUUACUUGUCAUGGGACUUCCUGCUUGUUUUUUAGAUAAUAGCUUUUGAUGAUUGAUGGCUUCUCCGAGAGAUAACUGUCUGGGUCUUUUUUCCGUUGCUUCUACAAGGGAUCUUUUGUUGAUGUCAUGAUAUGCUUCUAGCUCUUGACGAUAUCUUCCCUUCAAUUUGAAUAUAGAUUCAUCUGGUUUCGGGCAAGUCUGUUGUCCGGAUAAAUCAUAAACUAUCUAUAUCAAAAUGUUUUUGAGGUUUUAUGAUUAAACCGGCUUAUGGAAUUUUGAUGAUUGCUGCAACUUGGAAUCUCGCUUCUCCUUUUAGUCCAACAAAGGAACAUAAUCAUUCGAGAUUUUGGCGAUGUAUUUGUUACAACCCUUUAUUGUUCUGUUAGAAACAUGAUACGAUAUUUCAGUCAAUGAUUCAAUUUUGUACCUGCAACAAGAGGAUUGCCUCCCCUCUUGAGAUUCCAGAGGGCCAAGAAAAUCCAAAAUCUUGCAAGAGCUGUGGUGGAAUUAUAUCAGUUGGUAAACUUGGUGGCUUAUCAAGAAGGACCUGGAGCACUAUGGGACCAGAGUUUUCUGGAGUGAUUGAUCCUCAGUUGAAAUGGAAGACUUCUUCAAAUGGUAAGCACAGGGCCUUAAGGAGAGCACGAACUUUUACUCAGGAUAAUGGAAGGAAAUUCACUGCCAAGAAUAAGGAAGAUAUUAAAGAUUUUUUUGAUGAAGCUUCGAAGAAAAAAGAGGACAUGCUGGUCUUGGAGUCUGAGAAGUUAGGUGUUAGUGUUCUUGGUCAGCGCUUCAGUGAUAACUUAGAAAGUGUUCCAAUAAAGAAAAGGAGAUUUUCGUUACUUCCUCAGUCAACAUCACAUAUACUAUCAUCAUCUGGCUUUCAUGAUCAUAGUCAUGGAAGACGCCUUGCUUUAUUCCAAAAUAACCAAGUGUCUCUUAAACAAGAUGAGUUUGGCGUAUAUUCUUCCAAAAGUUCUGCUGAUAAGAAAACGAGCUUGGAGGACAUUGAUGAGCAUUUAGAUGAUUCUGCAGAUUUUUCUGGUAUUUCUAUCUUGGCAGCAGCUGCUUGUUAUAGUAGCAUAGAGAAUGGAUUAAUGGAUGGAAAGGGCCCAACAGUUAAAGGGCAUUCAUUUGAGGAAAACCCCUCAUCAUUAAGGUUUUCAGAAUCACUUGAAGGUAAGGGCCACCCAUCCCAACCUGAACUUGGAAGCAUACCAAAACCGUCAGUGGUAACUUCUGUUGCAGGGGAAGCAUUUGAUAGGGAAACAGGUCAAGUAAAGUUUGAUGGAUGUAAGGAAGAGCAUUCUCUUGGUUCCUUGCAGAAAUUUUCAAGGAAAAGGAAUUCAGUGCCCUCUCUUGAUGAUAGGCUACAUUGGGAUCUCAAUACGGUAAUGGAUGUAUGGGAAAGCAAUGAUAGUCAUGACAUCGAACAUAGAUGUCAAGGACUUGGUGAGGAUGAAGCUGGUUUUGGAAUUGACAAAGUUGGAUUGAAAGCUGCUGAUAAUCAAAAUAUUUCAUAUUGUUUCGAGAAGAUGGAUGGAAAACAUGCUAAUGCUGUGGCAGAUUGUGACGAAGAAAAAGUUGGCUCACCCGAAACUCAAGGCUGUGAACCUUUGCCAGAACAGUGCCAUUUUAAGGGUGCUAAAGUCACGGUGGAAAAUGCUCCUGAGAAAACAAAUCCUGCGGGUGGUGGCGAGAAGAGUUGCGUUUUUACUAGAAAUACUUAUCCCAUUGAAGGUAUUGCACAAUCAGAUAAGGUCCUCUCCACAAAGGUGGUUGAUGUGUCUGACAAAGAUAAGUAUGAAACUGAUAAUGUAAACUUUAGUGUGGAAGUGGACACUCAUAAUAGUCUCCCUUCUCUGAUUAGUGCUGGGAAUACUACUCUUGGCCUAACGAUGAAUGCCUCUGAUCCAUUUUCUGAGGACAAAAAUGUCAAUGAAUUGUUCCAUGGUGAUAGCUUAUCCAUUGCUACCUUAGAUAGUUGUAAUGAUCAUUCUGGGGAAUGUCACCCAGCUUAUCUUGGGAAAAGUAAUCAGCUGAGGAGCCCUCCUGCUGAGAAGCAUCAGUCUGUAUUAGCUGAUGUAGUCAGUAUUACUUCACAAAAAUCACCUGCUGGACAACUUGAUCAGAGCACUUCUGGAAUUAUAAUUCAUGGAGAUGAAAAGAUUUCUCAGGUAUCACUUGAUGGAAGCAGUUCCAAGAGCAUGACGACUUAUGGCGUCCUGGCAGAUGAGACUGCAUAUAUUGAUGAAUUUGGAAAAGCCUAUGCUAAUUCAAAUCAAUCAAUUGUACAUUUCAACUUCAGAGGGAUAUCUGAUAACGAGCUCCUUCUGCCAAGAAAUACAUGCAGCAAUCAAUAUAAAGAAAGUUCUACUGAUUUGAAGGUUGAUGAAUGUAAAUCUAGUAUUUUGAGUGGUGAAUGUUUGAAUGCUAGCACAGCUGUUCCAAUUCAGACUUCUCCGAAGUUUCCCAAUUCUAUUUCAGAAGUUUCAAUGCUGGAAAGAAAUGACAUUCCGUUAGCUGAUGAUAUAGUGAUUUCUCAUGAGGAAUACAGAACACCUGUAGAUGGUCAUGUGAGGAGCUCAGUUAAGGAUUCAUUAGAGGAGCAUUUUGAUUCAGGCCAUUUUUCAGAUCCUUGUCCAGUUGACACUGAUCAUGCUAUUGGAUUGGAGAAGUUUGAGUUCCUUGGAGAAGAUGAUUCUCAGUAUGAAGAUGGAGAAUUGAGAGAAUCUGUUCUGAAUAGCUGGGGAGAAGAUGGAGUUGAGGAAUUGGAAACUGAGCAUGUGGACUAUGGGUCUGACUGCAGAGAAGCAGAUUUUUUUGAAGCUGAUUCUGAUUUUUGUUCUCAAUCUGAUUUGGUUGUUGUAACUACAGAAUGUAAACAUGAAGGGAAGCUGGUUUCUACUUUUAGUGAUGGAGAUAAAUUAAGGGUUACAGAGGAUGAGUUACAGCCCAAAUGUUUCCAAAAACACUCUUUGGUAAAAGAUGCUUCAAAUGUCAGUUAUGGCGAGGGAGAUGCGAGGGAAAAUCUGGAUGUAACUGAUGCGAGUGAAUUGCCUGCAACAGGUGAAAACAGAUUGCUUAAAUCGAAUAUACCCACUGACAGAAGUGAUGAUCCUGGGAAAUCAAGUCAACCAGAGAGUUCUAGAAUGAAGUCUUCAGGAUGGGACAAAUUGCCUAGAAGAGAAGUUGCUGCUGUCGAUUCUCCUUGGAAUCACGACAGUGCUUCUGUCACAGCAUCUGUUAAUGGUGAAUACGCAAGAAAAAAGGCUGUUUCAUCGCUCAAAAGGGAUUCAUAUUCAAGAUUAGAAAGAUCAAAGUCUUCCGAAGCAUCAUGUAGAAAGGAAGUGUCUUAUACUAUGGAAAACAAGAAACUUGACCACUUUGAUUUAAAUGCUGAAAGGAGUACUAAUGGAAGCCGAUCAAUCGGAAGGAACAAGCUACCUUUCCGUUCACAUGAUAGAGGCAGGGUUGAAUAUUGGGUGGGCUCUCCAGAUCAUCAUGGCAGUUGUCGUUUUGAUACAUCUGGCUAUUAUUCAUCACCCAAUUUUGCACCCAGCGGUGCAAGAAAUGCAGCUGCAGCUGCUGUUGCAAAGGUGGAAAGCAAUGGCUUCGUUGUUGCACCUGAUGGCACAAUUGUUAGAGCUGGUAGUAUGGGCUCUGGACCCAAUUUAUCAAGUCGUUCAAUAAAUUCUUCCUCUCAUUUGCAAUCUACUAGAAGGGGAUCCACUAUGGAGAGUGAUGGAGCAUUUGACAUGUCUUCUGAGCCAAGCAAUUCUACUAGAGAAGUUAGCCCUGACAGAUUCUUUAAUGUUGGUAGGGGAAGGCCUAGUAGACAUGGCUCUAGGCUUAUCAGCCUUGGCCAUAGAAAUAUGUAUCAAGGUCCUAUACCAUUGCAGCCGCCUUCAUCUAGGAGGCAGCAGAGUUUUUCUCCCCACAGAAGAAGACCCAUACAUUUCUCACGUGAGCAUACAAGAUCGCCAUCAAGGUCUAAAACCCGGUCCCCCCAUACUUGGACAUCUCCAAGAGGAAGAGACAAUGGCCGCAUAAGUGGUGUUCAUGAUACAAGGAGACAAAGUAGGUCUCCUCAAAGAAGGAUGCCGAGACAGAGGUCGCUGCCGCGCCAAGGCAUUCUUGCCGAAGAGUUGGCUUCGUAUUCCCCUUCGUCGAGAGGUCAUUCAAGAUGGUUUGACAGUGAGAGGAUCUUACAAGGGCAACCUAGAUGUCCAACAGGGAGAAGCUCGCCUGCUAGAAUUUUUUCACAGAGCGAUAGAUUUGAUCACAUUGAUUCCCGUGGAAGGGCGAAGCCAGAUGAAUACUAUCAACCAGUUUAUUCUGAAAGGUUUCAUGAAUAUGAUGGCUAUGGCAGAGAUGAUGGCAGUAAGGGGAGAAGUAAUAGAUAUGAAUUGCUCCAUUCUGAAGGACAUGGCAAUAUGAAAUGCUUUGGUUAUGGUGAAAAUGGCAUAAGGGCUCACAGCCUUCAUCGAAAGGCCUCAGGGUUUCAGCGGAGGGAGAGUACAGUUAUAUUUGAUAGGAGCAUUGAUGCUCAACGGAAAGAUCCACAUCGAAGAAUCAAAGGAGAGAUGGUCCAUUUCAGACGUGGUAGAGAUGUAAAGUUGAACACUGAGUUCAACUCAUUUGAGGUUGAAGAUAGCAGCAAUGAUAUGGCCUUGCAGAGAAGACCUUCCUGACUGGUUGUUUCUAUCAAUUUCCUUUUUCAAUUGGACGGAGAUGCUGUACCCAGUUAUUAUUUUUGUGAUGGGAAGAAAGCGUCUUAAUCUUGCGGUUUAUCCCAUUUUAAGCCACUUGUAAAAAGUCUACAUCGUGAUUAGGAUUUUAAAUUUUCCUUUUUUUUUUUCUUACCUCGCCUUUUUGUCUUGUUUUUUUCUUUCCAAGGCAGUAGUAAGAUAGAGUCUUUAUGAGGCCCAUCAAGAAGUGAUUAAUUAAUGAAAUUGAUGAUUUGGUCUCUCUGGACUUUGGUUGUGGAGUCUGAUGAUGUGCAGAAUGAAGAAAUGCCAAUCAAAUGUGUAGGAAACUAUGAUCGAAUCGAUCGAAGCAUCCAGGAACGUUCAUAACA